CCAGGAUUGGCUGUAGCUCUGGAUUGGUUAAUGCUUUUUGCCCUUCGAAUUUCAUCCUAGAGCUCAUACGUCACCAAAUCGGGAUGGUCGUGUCCCCCUCUCUUGGAUUUGCCUCCUCUCCUCCUCUCCUCCCUUCUCCUCUUCUCCCCUCCUCCCCUCUUCCUCUCUUCUCAUCGGAUCCCACUGACAUCGAGCUUCCCAAUUUCUGCCCUCUCCCAUUUCUUGCGGAAUCUCACAUAUCUCGGUACAGAGAACGUCGACCGACCUGACUUCUGGCUGACUAGUAGCUCUCCACCAGUCGUGGGUCUCGAAUGACGUGAGCUACUCGUCCUCAGCCUGCCAAAUAAAGCAAAGAACCCCUUGCACAGAACCAGCCUCUAGACUUCCAUCCAAGCUACAAAUUCAGACCCUUUCACACUUUCACAUACUUCACAGAUCUGCCAAAAUGCCUGCUGUUCUAAACCCGUUCACGAAGCGGGAAUCCUACCCCGCCCAAAGCGUGUUGACCUACAAGAUCUUGACGAUUAUCUCCUGGCUAGUUAUGGUCAUUCCCACCAUCUACUAUACUUUCAAUGCCCCGCACGAUGAUAAUAAGCAUUGGCGGGAUACAAUCUGGGGACAUAAUAUCUCAACUCCCUUCGCUAUGAAUAGCGUAAUCACAUCCAUUUACUGGAUUGUCCUCUUCAUCAUGCAAAUCGGCUACGUGUGGCAUCUUUUCUCGGGUAACCUUGAUUAUGUGACCGCUGCUGCGGGAGUCGGAAGUCAUUUCAUUCUCAGCAACCUAUUGCUAUUUGCAUUCGUAAUGCUCUUCGUUCGCGGCCAUUCCAUAUGGGGUGAGAUCAUCUUGAUCAUCAACUUCUUUAACCUCUCUUCUUUAUACUUCCGCCACACCACCCUCCCAAGCUUCAUCCAUAUCCCAGUAGUUUCUGGGCCACUCGCCUGGAAUUUCGUUGCUUUAUACUGGAACGGUGCGAUUGCGGUCAAUGCUACGGGGCUUGCAGCUCGAAUCCUGGCGAAUGUUGCUAUUUGGGCUAUAUUAGCCUAUGGGUUCUUCUUCUUGGUCACGUACAAGGACUAUACAAUGGGUUUCGCACUCAGUAUCUUGACUGCUUCCAUCGGCGUGAAACAGUUCUUCAUCAAGAUCAUUGCAUUCCAAUGGAUCUUUGCUUUCGUCAUCAUGGGCCUUCUAUUCCUCGCAACCCUGGCCAUUGCUGUGCCAGGACUUUUUGGAAAGGAGAUCAGCUUCAGGAGAGAAGGCCAAGUCGUCCCUACCGACCAAGAGAGAGCUCCUCUUUUGGACGAGCACUAAGUGCACAUCUUACCAAAGGUCACCGAUUAGUUCAAAAAUCUGAACACAGCAGUACUCCCGCAGAACAUAAAUGUGGCAUGGAAGGCGUUUUCUGGGAUAAUGAUUUUUGGGACAGCGGUUGGAGGUUGGAACUUGUUCUCCUUUGCUUCUCUUGAUGCAACUUCGCUCUGUUGUUUUGAAGGAUGGUUCAUUUACUUCUUCGAAUGUCCUCCGAAGUAUGAUGUGUCGAUCUAUUCCGGCUUGCUUCUUGAUGGCUCACCUAGGUAGUAAAUUAUAUGAUGCUCAUGAACAGAGAAUAAUGAAUUGCGUGUGCCGUCCG
This is a messenger RNA of Amorphotheca resinae ATCC 22711, 1628 nucleotides long. RefSeq lists its product as hypothetical. NCBI's taxonomy places the organism in Eukaryota, Fungi, Ascomycota, Leotiomycetes, Helotiales, Amorphothecaceae. The transcript has 4 exons. The record is from RefSeq and is a predicted model, not a curated record. Bases 446 to 1309 code for a protein of 287 amino acids.